AGCUUGCCAUAACUCCCUGAGAUCUCCCAGGUGGCGGCUGCCUCUCGCAGACAGGCUCACCCACAAUGACCAAAUUGAGCACCCAGGUCAAAGGCUCUCUCGACAUCACCACUCCGGGCUUGCACAUAUGGAGGAUCGAGGCCAUGCAGAUGGUGCCUGUUCCUUCCAGCACCUUUGGGAGCUUCUUCGAUGGUGACUGCUACAUAGUCUUGGCUAUCCACAAGAAUGGCAACAAUGUAUCCUAUGACAUCCACUACUGGAUCGGCCAGGACUCGUCCCAGGAUGAGCAGGGGGCAGCUGCUAUCUACACCACGCAGAUGGACAACUACCUGAAGGGCCGGGCCAUCCAGCACCGUGAGGUCCAAGGCAACGAGAGCGAGGCCUUCCGAGGCUACUUCAAGCAGGGCCUUGUCAUCCGCAAAGGGGGCAUUGCUUCCGGCUUGAAACAAGUGGAUACCAACUCCUACGAGGUCCGGCGGCUGCUCCAUGUCAAGGGCAAGAGGAACGUGGUGGCUGGAGAGGUGGAGGUGUCUUGGAAGAGUUUCAACCGUGGGGAUGUUUUCCUCCUGGACCUUGGGAAGCUUAUCAUCCAGUGGAACGGGCCAGAGAGUAACCGCAUGGAGAGACUCAAGGGCAUGACCCUGGCCAAGGAUAUCCGCGACCAGGAGCGGGGUGGGCGUGCCUAUGUGGGCGUGGUGGAGGGGGAUAAUGAGAAGGCUUCCCCGAAGCUGAUGGAGGUGAUGAACCACGUGCUGGGCAAGCGGAUGGAGCUGAAGGCAGCCGUGCCCGACACGGUGGUGGAGCCCGCGCUCAAGGCCUCCCUCAAGUUGUACCACGUGUCUAACUCAGAGGGAAAACUGGUGGUUAGAGAAGUUGCCACGCGGCCACUCACACAGGACCUGCUCAAUCAUCAGGAUUGUUACAUCCUGGACCAGGGGGGCCUGAAGAUCUUCGUGUGGAAGGGGAAGGAUGCCAAUGCUGAGGAGAAGAAGGAAGCCAUGAGCCAAGCACUGAACUUUAUCAAAGCCAAGCAGUACCCACCAAGCACGCAGGUGGAGGUGCAGAAUGAUGGGGCCGAGUCUGCCGUCUUCCAGCAGCUCUUCCAGAAGUGGACAGUGCCCAACCGGGCCUCAGGACUGGGAAAAACCCACACCAUAGGCUCCGUGGCCAAGGUGGAGCAGGUGAAAUUUGAUGCCACGUCCAUGCAUGUCAAGCCUGAGGUGGCUGCCCAGCAGAAGAUGGUAGACGACGGUAGUGGGGAGGUGCAGGUGUGGCGCAUUGAGGACCUGAAGCUGGUGCCUGUGGAUUCCAAGUGGUUAGGCCACUUCUAUGGGGGUGACUGCUACCUGCUACUCUACACCUACCUCAUUGGCAAGAAACAGCACCACCUGCUCUACAUCUGGCAGGGUAAGCAGGCCAGCCAGGAUGAAAUCACAGCCUCGGCAUAUCAAGCCGUUAUCCUGGACCAGAAGUACAACGGUGAACCAGUGCAGAUCCGGGUCCCAAUGGGCAAGGAGCCGCCCCACCUCAUGUCCAUCUUCAAGGGACGCAUGGUGGUCUACCAGGGAGGCACCUCCCGGGCUAACAGCGUGGAGCCCGUGCCCCCCACACGUCUGUUCCAAGUCCAGGGCACCAGCGCCAACAACACCAAGGCCUUUGAAGUCCUGGCCCGGGCCACCUCCCUCAACUCCAACGAUGUCUUUGUCCUCAAGACCCAGUCCUGCUGCUACCUGUGGUGUGGGAAGGGUUGUAGCGGGGACGAACGGGAGAUGGCCAAGAUGGUGGCUGACACCAUCUCCCGGACGGAGAAGCAAGUGGUGGUGGAAGGGCAGGAGCCAGCCAACUUCUGGAUGGCCCUGGGCGGGAAGGCCCCCUAUGCCAACACCAAGAGACUGCAGGAAGAAACCCUAGCCAUUACCCCCCGGCUCUUUGAAUGUUCCAACCAGACCGGGCGCUUCCUGGCCACAGAAAUCCCUGACUUCAAUCAGGAUGACUUGGAAGAGGAUGAUGUUUUCCUGCUUGAUGUCUGGGAUCAGGUCUUCUUCUGGAUUGGGAAGCAUGCCAAUGAGAACGAGAAGAAGGCAGCAGCCAUCACAGCGCAGGAGUACCUCAAGACCCACCCCAGCGGCCGUGACCCUGAGACCCCCAUCAUUGUAGUGAAGCAGGGACAUGAGCCCCCCACCUUCACAGGCUGGUUCCUGGCUUGGGACCCCUUCAAGUGGAGUAACGCCAAAUCCUACGAGGAGCUGAAGUCAGAACUUGGAAACCCUGAGGACUGGGGCCAGCUCACUGCUGAGAUCACAAGCCCCAAACUGGACGUGUUCAAGGCUAACAGCAACCUCAGUUCUGGGCCUCUCCCCAUCUUCUCCCUGGAACAGCUGGUAAACAAGCCGAUGGAUGAGCUCCCAGAGGGUGUGGACCCCAGCAGGAAGGAGGAGCACUUGUCCGUUGAGGAUUUCACAAAGGUCUUGGGGAUGACUCCAGCUGCCUUCUCUGCCCUGCCUCGAUGGAAGCAACAAAGCCUCAAGAAAGAAAAAGGACUAUUUUGAGAAGCAAGCGUAGCUGUGGUUGUAAAGCACUACCCUACCCUGCUUGCGGGGGUAGGGGGGGGUUUCAUUGUUUUUAUUACUGCUAUCAUCUAUGCCAAUUGGAGGGAAAAUUUAUAGUUGUACCUGUGAGCAGCAGAACCUGUGGCAAUGCCACUUGUUUGUAACCUACCUAAAGAGGAUGCCUCCAGAAGG
This is a messenger RNA of Trichechus manatus latirostris (Florida manatee), 2741 nucleotides long. RefSeq names its product villin 1 (gene VIL1). The coding region runs from base 66 to 2549 and encodes 827 amino acids. The record is from RefSeq and is a predicted model, not a curated record. The transcript is spliced from 20 exons. Lineage: Eukaryota; Metazoa; Chordata; Mammalia; Sirenia; Trichechidae. Gene Ontology annotation, molecular function: phosphatidylinositol-4,5-bisphosphate binding; actin filament binding. Gene Ontology annotation, biological process: actin filament severing; cytoskeleton organization; actin polymerization or depolymerization. Gene Ontology annotation, cellular component: cytoplasm; actin cytoskeleton; lamellipodium.